Messenger RNA from Labrus mixtus (cuckoo wrasse), 2934 nucleotides. RefSeq names its product synaptotagmin IXb (gene syt9b). Gene Ontology annotation, molecular function: calcium ion binding; SNARE binding; calcium-dependent phospholipid binding. The record is from RefSeq and is a predicted model, not a curated record. The coding region runs from base 571 to 2142 and encodes 523 amino acids. The transcript is spliced from 8 exons. Lineage: Eukaryota; Metazoa; Chordata; Actinopteri; Labriformes; Labridae. Gene Ontology annotation, cellular component: dense core granule; membrane. Gene Ontology annotation, biological process: calcium-ion regulated exocytosis; cellular response to calcium ion; regulation of dopamine secretion.
AGAUGAGGCACACAGAGAUCUCUGCUGGCUUUCCCUAAGAAGACUUGGAAGGAUGCUGCCAGCAGGGCGGUGGUGUGGUAUAGAUGGAGGAGGGCUGAUGGAGGCAGAGCUUCCUGUCUGUCUCUCUACAUCUCAGUGCACUGAGAUAUAAUUGAGCGCAGUGAAAGCCGUGCAUUCAUUCAAAGACCCUGAGCAGCGCUGCUGAAGCCUGGGGGCUCAGUAGUGAUUCAGCAGCAUCUCGAAGCAGUGGAUAGGAGAAAGAGACAAUAAAGACCUAAAGAAAAGGAAGGGAGAAAAGAAGACCAGACGAGCUGAUGUUUCCUUGGCAAAACCAUGCCAAAACCGAUUUUUGAAAACUUCUCCUCGCUUUGAUAAAGAUCUGCUCAAAAUUCCUCUCAACUCCCGGAAAUUCGGAUCUCACUGGAUUGUCGCGCAUCAUCGAGCGCACCGGACCUUAAGUGGUGUGAAGGUAGUGCUUUGCGUUAUUUGAGACUUAAAGUGAUUGUGUGAGAGAGAGCUGGGAGAGGAUCAGCCGAAGUGGCCGACCAUUCAGAAGGAUGCUGGAGGGCAAUGCCUGCAGAAAGAGAGGAUGAGAUUUGUCAAAAGGCGCUGGAAUUGCUGUCCGACCUGUGCUCCAAGGGGGAGGUGCAGGAUGACAACUGCCUGGAUUUCAUUUACUACUUCAGGGACCUGGCUAGACCGCGUUACACAGACUCAGAUGUAUCUGUGAGCCUGUUGUCCUUGCUGGUGACCACCUGUGGUCUGGCUCUCUUCAGCGUCUCAGUCUUUGUGUCAUGGAAGUUGUGCUGGGUGCCACUGAGCGGCCGCUUUCUCCCAGAUGUCCUCAAGGGGGCUCACUUCCUGGGAGGAGACCAACAACCUGUCCUAACAGAGGUGGAUGGAGACGAAAGGGAGUACAGUGAAGAUGGUUGUGUGAAGGAGCCCAUUGGGCCACCCCCAUCUAUUGCUGUACCAGAGUCGGCCCUGAAGAUUAGCCACACAUCGCCUGAUAUCCCGCUGGAGGCUCAGGCCAAGUUGGAGAAAAACCAGAUCCACACUCUGGCCAGGGACAGGGUUCAAAGGCAAAUUACUGAGCCCACCUCCUCUGUACGGCACAACUCCCUUCGCCGUCAGUUGAACUUGUCGAAUCCAGACUUCAAUCCUGCUCAGUUCCAGCGUCAGGAGUCUCUGUCUGGUUUGGGCAGAAUCAAACCAGAACUCUACAAGCAGCGCUCUGUGGAUGCUGAAGACGGUCGUCACUCUGACAGCUGUGGGCGUCUGCACUUUGUCCUGAAGUUUGACUUUGACUUGGAACAACUGAUAGUGAAAAUCCACAAGGCCCAGGACCUCCCAGCCAAGGACUUUACAGGAACCUCAGAUCCAUAUGUUAAGAUUUACUUGUUGCCAGACCGCAAAAAUAAGCACCAGACAAAGGUGCACCGCAAGACACUCCACCCAGUGUUUGAUGAGGUGUUUCUCUUUCCUGUGGAGUAUGCCGAGCUGUCUAGCCGCAAACUGCAUUUUAGCAUAUAUGACUUUGACAGGUUCUCUCGCCAUGAUUUGAUUGGCCAAGUGGUGGUGGACAACUUCCUGGAUCUUGCCGACUUUCCCCGGGAGACAAAACUGUGCCGGGAUAUACAGUAUGUAACCUCGGACAAUGUGGACCUGGGAGAGCUGAUGUUCUCAUUGUGCUAUCUCCCCACGGCUGGUCGGCUCACCAUCACCAUGAUCAAAGCAAGAAAUCUCAAAGCCAUGGACAUCACUGGAGCUUCAGAUCCAUAUGUAAAAGUGUCCCUGAUGUGUGAUGGUCGGAGGUUAAAAAAAAGGAAGACAUCAACCAAACGUAACACUCUGAACCCAGUCUACAAUGAAGCCAUUGUGUUUGAUGUUCCUCCUGAGAACAUUGACCAGAUCAGCCUGCUCAUAGCUGUCAUGGACUAUGAUCGGGUCGGACAUAAUGAAGUGAUUGGGGUUUGCAAAGUGGGAAGUGAGGCAGAGACUCUUGGGCGAGACCACUGGAAUGAGAUGCUGACAUAUCCACGGAAACCAAUUGCACACUGGCAUCCUCUCAUAGAGUGGGUUGGACAGGGAGCAGUGGGGAGUGGAUCCACCAACUCCCUGAAGACACCACCAUCACCAUGACUGCUCACAACUACAAUGAAAAACACGUCUUCACUUACACAAACUCAGAGACAAAAAUACACAGUCUCAGGUGAUAUACGGCUAGUUGGUGGACAUAAAGAAAGUUCUUCUUGAAUGUUAAAACAUACAAGGUGUGACUAACCCCAGUCGUAACAUCAGCUGAAAGCCAUACACAAACUUGUAUCACUAUUGAACAAGGCUAUACGGUGAGUAAGGUAACUAACUUCCUCCCCCUCACAACCAAAAACACUUAACAUUCCAAAUGAACUAUAACAGUAUUGUAUUUGUUACUGACAGUAUUAACAUGUUGAAAACUUACAGUUUGUGGACCAAUAUCAAUCAUUUUUAGAUAAUUGAAGAUAUAACUUGUGAUCUGAGUGGUAAGCUAUGAAGUAAGAUUUAGAGAUGUCAGUUUAAGAGAGUAUUAGCUUCUCAAAAUUGUGUUUGGCUGUGAUGUAGAAUAUUCCAGCUUAACUUGCAUCAAUAAAGUGUUAAAAUAACUCUUUGGCAGCAAUAGCAGACAUGAAGUUUCAUCUCAUUAAGCGUAGUUUCAGCUCUAUUGGUGACUAUCUCACUAACACUUCCUGAAAAUAUUUAAAAUAAAAUGAUUUACUUUAAGAAUGUGUAAAUCCACUGACAGAAAUUACAUGAAGUGUACUAUUUACUGCAUGUUUAUUGUCAUAUUUUGUAAACAGGGGUGUGGUCAAAAUAAGGGAAAUGCAAUUCUGAUAGUCUAAACCUUUUCAGUGAAAGAAUAAUAAAUAAUGGCUGUUAUGAGGAGGACAACAUGAA